Puccinia graminis f. sp. tritici CRL 75-36-700-3 is the source of this 3005-nucleotide messenger RNA. RefSeq lists its product as uncharacterized. Gene Ontology annotation, cellular component: endoplasmic reticulum membrane; plasma membrane. Gene Ontology annotation, biological process: fungal-type cell wall organization; (1->6)-beta-D-glucan biosynthetic process. The transcript has 10 exons. The record is from RefSeq and is a predicted model, not a curated record. The coding region runs from base 30 to 3005 and encodes 991 amino acids. NCBI's taxonomy places the organism in Eukaryota, Fungi, Basidiomycota, Pucciniomycetes, Pucciniales, Pucciniaceae. Gene Ontology annotation, molecular function: glucosidase activity.
AGCAGCUCGCACAUCAUCAGGCCUACAGAAUGUCUCAGUUCAACCGGACUCAAGAAACCCCUCAUGAGCCUUCGCCCUCUGGGCGAGAACAGGCUUCUCCAUUGAUCACUUCGUUCAGCACCGGGGAGCCUUCUCGCUUGGUAUCGCCUCUAUCAACUUAUUCUCCGAGUUCUUUCUUCCUCCAGAGAGAGAGGUCCAACAGUCCACCACAGUCGACCCGCGAAUUAUUAAACGCUUUUCCCUCUCCUCGUAUUUCUUCACCUGGACAAGCUUUCCUAUCGCCCUCCCAGCCCUCUUCGGCUUUGAGAAAUAAUCAUAAUGAAUCUUUGCCUUUCAACUCCGUUUCUACGAGUCCAGCUGGGGAUCAUCACAGUCGCUACUCACCGAUUUCUGUGGCUAGAAGAAACAAUGCUCCCGCAACAUUUCCUCCCAACAGCGGCCUGGGUAUAGCGGGAACGUCUUAUGGUCAACCGAGUCCAUCCGCUUCUGAACAGCUAGAAAAUAUGCUCGAUUCUCUCCAGAGUCCUGAAGAGACAUCUCGAAAAUCCCACCGUUUCUCAGUGCAGGACGUUGACAAAUUUUACGAAUCAGGUCUUCAUUCACCCGGUAGACAUUCAGAAAAUUCUGGUCAGGGAAGUCGAAGUGACUCUCACAACUUCGAUCAUGCUAAGCGGCUUUCAAUGAUGCCUCCUCCCGAGCCGAUCGAAAUCCCCACUGCAGAAGAUGUGCGGUUUGGAAUCAAAGGUGCAAAAAGCGCCGGUUGGACUGAGGUUCGUAGACAAAGUAUGCUCCGGCAAUCCUCGAAUAAUUCGAAUUCUUCAAACCAAGGUUGGAGACAAAGUUUUUUUGGGAAGUUCAGCAGUACAGAUGAGCUGAGUAAAUAUGGCGAGAUUGCUGAACCAUCCCACGCAGAUAGGAAGAACAAAGACCAAUUGGAAGAGCUUCAAGAUUUUCCUACGAGGAAAGACUCAUCCUUGUCCAUCAUGGUCGAAGAGCCCAAUAUUACUCGGUCUCACGACACUACUUUUGUGAUGAAUGUGGAUCAUGAUCAAGCAAAUCCAUCUGCGAGUUUCAUGCGACCCAUUAGUAUGGCUGGGGACCAAAACCUCAAAAUGAUGCGUGGAGACAGGUUAGACCCGAACCCCACUGCCAUGCGAUUUUGUCCGCCCCUGAACAACUCUGAAUCGAUGGCGUCGUUUCGUGGGAGUGCUAGUAGUGUUCUCUCUGGAAAUGAAUCCGGUCUUUUCCACAGAUUUGGCAACUCGAGAAUGACAGAAGAUUUUUCACUCAGAGAGAAGGAAGAUGAGAAACGCCUUGGGUACUUACCUCACAAUCUUGAUAUAUUCGAUUUUCGGGACGCGGAGGUGGACGACGCACUUCAUGACCCGGGUCCUAUUCUGCCCCGGAAAGGUGUUGACCGUAUGAUCGUCGAAAGCAAAGUGGUCUCAGGCCCAACUGAUUGGUUAUCUCUUCGGGGUUGGCUCAAUGCGAUCGGCCUGGGAAUACUAGCAGUUACCUUAGUAUCUUUGUUUGCUGGGUUCCCAAUCAUCGAUUAUUUUAUCAAACAUCCGAUCGGUACUCUUGGGGGAUUCAACCUUGGGGGGAUAAAUGCCACUGGUCAGGUUCCGCAGAUACUCGGCUUCCGAGGUCUAAUCGACGCUGAUACACCGCGAGCGGCAAGAACCAAGAAAGGGACGGAUGGAAGAAACUAUCAACUUGUUUUUUCAGACGAAUUCAAUCAAGAAAAUCGUACAUUUUGGCCAGGCGACGAUCCUUAUUGGGAAGCAGUGGACUUGCAUUACUGGGCUACCAGUAAUCUUGAAUGGUACGAUCCCGAUCAAAUCACAACUCGGAAUGGGUCCCUGGUGAUUUCUCUGGACAAAGUGGCCGACCCUCGAUUGAAUCAUAACCUCGACUUCAAAGGCGGCAUGCUUCAAAGUUGGAACAAAUUCUGUUUCACAGGGGGAAUCAUAGAGGCUUCCAUAUCAUUACCUGGAGACCCAAAGGCUGGUGGAACUUGGCCCGCGUUUUGGACAAUGGGCAACUUGGGACGAGCUGGCUACGGUGCAUCAUUAGAUGGCACAUGGCCAUAUAGUUAUGAUACCUGCGACGUAGGUACAUUGCCGAACCAAACUGAUCCUAGAACCGGAGGACCUGUCGCUGCUAAAACAAUGGGUGAUCCCUAUCACGACAAUGUGUUAAGCUAUUUACCUGGUCAGCGUUUCAGUCGUUGCACAUGCCCACGAGUUGCUGGAAAGAAUUAUCAUCCAGGCCCCAAGCAUCCCGAUGGCACGUGGGUGGGUAGAAGUGCACCUGAGAUCGAUAUCCUUGAAGCGAUUACCGAUCCAAUAUCGAAGUUGGGACAGAUCUCACAAUCUGUGCAGUUGGCUCCAUAUAACGCCAACUAUCGUUUGGUAAGCUCCCGAAAUUGCACAAGCGUAAUGGACAAUCCAUUCGAAACAAUUUUGAAUCCGUACACUGGAAACAUUUAUCAACAAGCCGCCUCAGGCCUUAGUAAUACAGACCAGACGACGUACGAGGGUAAGGGAUUCGCAAGCUAUGGAUUUGAAUACGCUACUUCGGAUUCAACCAAUCCAUUCAUCACUUGGACACAGCAAGAUCAAGCUAUGUGGCAACUAAAUCCCGCGGCCAUCGGGUCAGAUCCACUAAGUCAAAUUGGACCCAGGGUUAUUCCCAAUGAGCCAAUGUACAUGCUGCUCAAUCUUGGGAUUUCAUCCACGUUUGGUGCGGUUGAUUUGAAAAAGCUAGGUCUUCCUGUAAAGAUGAGAGUGGACUGGGUUCGAGUUUAUCAACCGGUGGGCACGCCAAUCAACACGAAUUGCAGCCCGAGCAAUUAUCCAACUUCUCAGUACAUCCAAGACCAUCUGGCAGCAUACAUGAAUCCCAACUUAACUACAUGGGAACAAUACCAGAAAGCUCAUGGAGAUAACACAGGAAACCCAAAAACCGGUUUUCCCAAGAACAAGCUCCUCGAUACGUGUUAA